GCACGUCUGCACAAACACGUCCAGAUUCAGGCGUUGAGGUAGCUCAACGCUGCUAGUGGGACUUGGGGACCCGAUUCGGGAGAGAAUUAUGGCACAUCAAGGAGGAGGUAGUCCUGCUAAGAAGAGAAGGAAGAGUGACAACGAGGGGGGCAGUGCAGAGAAUGUGCUCGAGAUGGAGGAUAAUGCAGAGCAUGAGCAAGAGGUUUUGUCAGCGAUGCGUACGAUCCUUGGUCGUCCGGAAUUGCUCGAUGUGGCCUUUGUGUGCGAGGAUGGGCGAGAGGUGCGUGCAAAUCGAGCGAUAUUGGCGAGCGGAAGCGAGUACUUUUCGAAGUUGCUUUAUGGGGAUAUGAAGGAUCGGUCGAUGGACAGGAUUCCUCUUCCUAGUGCAAAGGCAGACAGUCUGCAGAUUGUGGUCAGGUACCUGCACGGUCACCCGUUCCAAUGGGACACCAAUGGUCGCUGGGGUGAUCUGGUCGAAGCGUACUGUUUGGCAUCUCAGUAUCAGGUCGAUAGCCUGCUUCCGAAGAUCUUAUGCAUGAUGCGCCGGGCCGGGAAUGCACACGAACUCAGCGAUCUGCUAAACACGGCAAUCCCGAGGCACCCAAUCCGGGUGCAGAACGUUGCUUUGACAGAAAUGAACAAGCUGUUCGCCUUUGACUCGACGUCGUUCAAGGGGUGGAGUAAGGAGAGCAUCAUCUUCUGCCUCGAGAAGGUGAGAUUCCAUCCACAGGUUACCGAGACGAUGGUCGCCGAGGCCGUUCUCUCUGCUGCUUUCGACAACCGCAGUACCGAAGCUCAGGAAGGGUCCCGGAGUGCUGACGUCGCAUCCGAUGUGAACGAUCCCCUCACUGCAAAGGAGUCCGCGGACACCGUUGCACAGGAAGGGUCCCAGAGUGCUCACGUCGCAUCCGAUGUGAACGAUUCCCUCGCUGCAAAGGUUCUCUCUGCUGCGUUCGACAACCGCAGUACCGAAGCGCAGGAAGGGUCCCGGAGUGCUGACGUCACAUCCGAUGUGAACGAUUCCCGCGCUGCAAAGGAGUCCGCGGACACCGUUGCAUCCGACGCACAAAAUGUAGUUUGUUGUUCGGACGGCGAGAGAACACUGAAAAACUGUGAUUCAGGGGUACGAAGCUCGUCGUUGUCGAGAAAGGACUUGCGGGAAGUACUGGAAUGUCACGUCAACCUCGCAUUCGUCGAUCCGGCAUUUUUGAAGGAAAGGAUCGAACCUUUGGGAAUCUUGCGGCCGGAGGUUCUUGCCGCCGUCUACGGUGUGCAUGCCAUCUGCUUCUCAAGAGGAAUGUCCACCCACUCUACUCUCUCAAUACCCUGGCGGUCUCUGCAUCACAGGGUGUCAUUUGCGCCCGUAAAACCCGGCCAAGAUGGAAUCCAGAAGAUUUACUCGCAGGUCUCGAUUCCGGCUUUCUGGGUGUAUUAUCCACCAGAUUUCAUCGUUUCCAAGGAGCUACCGCAGCAAGUGCGAUGCACAUGUCGAGGAGUUUCGAAAACUAUCCAGAUGAAUCUGCCUCUUCGAAGUGGGAAGCACAUCUGGAUGGUCAGAUCACUGGCGUACUGCAAGGAUUUUGGUGUCGGUGUUGCCUGUGCUGGACCAUCAAUCCGUGGCCGUAAGAAGAGCUUUUUCUUGUGCCCGAUGGAAAAAGAAUACUUUUUUGAAACGGUACCAUCAGGUUACCUCAGGAGCACAUUGUCGCCGUCAUUUCUGUCUUCAUCCGGGAUUCGCACAUUUGCUAGUACCCCUUGUGAUACAAAAGUAACCGUGUUCGUAAUACUGGACGUCACGAAGAGAACGCUAACGUUUGCUGACAAGCUAGAGCGAUACCUCGGCUAUCGAGGAGAGUAUCCUGUAGUCUUUGAAGGCGUCCCAUGCGGCGGUUUUUUUUUUCCAGUGUACCCGGCAGUGUGGAUGACCCACCCAGGUUGUGCAGAGAUUGGCUGGAUUCAAAGUACCCAAAGUCUGCCAUUUACCUGCGACCAGAGCUGAGGUGAGGCUUUGUAAUCACCCCCAGUCAGUCCUGCAUGAGCAUGAUUAUC
Chara braunii is the source of this 2049-nucleotide messenger RNA. The record is from the annotation of a GenBank genome assembly. NCBI's taxonomy places the organism in Eukaryota, Viridiplantae, Streptophyta, Charophyceae, Charales, Characeae.